AUGGCGACUCCCACAUAUGAUUUGUCACGGGUUGAGACUACGACGAUGAAUCUGUUCCAAGGCGCACGAUUCUGGCUAUCUUUAACCGUUCCUCAAAGGCAGAGGUUCAAGGAAUUAAUCAAGCAAUAUGGUGGCACCGUCGUGCUGAUGGCGAAGGAUGCCGAUGUGAAGCUGGUGGAUCACACAAGGAAAGAUCUGCCUAGUGACACUUUCUCCUAUCAAUAUGUAGAGCGUUCUAUCAACAAAGGACGACUCGAAGAUCUAGAAGCCCACCGGGCUGGGCCCUCUGCACCUCGUCCAAUGGGUGCAUUCAAUAUUCCCACGAAAAGCAGAAGAGCGUACUUUACCUUGAAAGAGGAUCAAAUCUUAUUUGACUGGGUCGAACACUUUGGACAGGAGCCGGGGGCGCCUAUCCAAGGUAAUAGAAUUUAUCAGGAUUUAAGUGAACUGUUUCCCAGUCACCCAUGGCAGUCCUGGCGUAGUAGAUACACGAAGCAUCUGCGUGGCAAGGGCCGUCCAGGGGGCGGCACUCCAUCAUCAUAUGACGACCUUUUACAGUUUGCACCAAUCCAAGGAGAACGCCCAAAGACCUUGCCUGCACGAACCUCCCCAAAGGAUUCCACAACGGAAUCAAGCUCAAAGGUUCCCCAGUUAGCACCACCUUCCCCAGUCCAAGCAAGUACACCAAGCAGCCCAAAACGAAAACGAGAUCCAGUCCCUGAAUCGCCGAGUCCAUGGCAGAGGGAUGAUCCACCUAUGAAAAGAAGAGCAAUCGAAGUUUCUGCGACUGCGGGCCCUUCAUCACGCCGUCCCCGCUCUGAUGGCUGGGGACCCCAACCAGAGUCAUCAAACGUGGUAGCCACACCACCCUUUACUGCACGGCCAGAAAGAGGCUCCCCCAGUGUCUCGUCAGAUACAGGACCGCUUCAAGGCCUUGGGAUUCCAGCUCUCUUCCCAGCCCCGAACCCUUCUAUACAAACCCCUCGCCGCGUCGCUCGGGGGACUUCACAACGACCAGCAAAUGUAACAGAACCGCCAGCACCGCCGGCCCCACCGCGACCAUUGGGAGACAAUGCCUUCGCGCAGUCUGGCCGAUUCAAGAAACAAGUACCGAAUCCCAGACCACCAGUCACCGAUAUCUUCAAAGACCCAGUGGACCCCAUGUUUCUAGAACUCCCAUUCUUGCCAUCAAGCCCAGAAUCCGAGGUGGCUGACGAUGACAUCUCCGAUAUGCCCGACGUCGAUACCUGGAUUGAUCAACGCCUGGCUCUAGGUGCCAAAGAAUCCCACGUGUUCGAUGCUCUGCGAUGUACAAGCAUGGUCCCAGAGAUGGCAGAUAAAGUUCUUAAAUAUCUCACUGCUGGGGAGGGUAUUCCCGAUGAUAUGCCCGGGGUCUGGACAGCCGAGGACGAUAGCUGUUUGCAGGCGGAGGAUUAUUCGCGUGUGAAGCGAGCGUUGACGAAACACGGCGCAGAAGCUUACAAGGAUAGAUGGGAAUAUUUCAGCAUGGCCCGGCAGACAGGACUCACUGAAUGA
This is a messenger RNA of Penicillium hordei, 1536 nucleotides long. RefSeq names its product putative transcription factor Rap1. Bases 1 to 1536 code for a protein of 511 amino acids. Gene Ontology annotation, cellular component: shelterin complex. Lineage: Eukaryota; Fungi; Ascomycota; Eurotiomycetes; Eurotiales; Aspergillaceae. Gene Ontology annotation, molecular function: telomeric repeat DNA binding. The record is from RefSeq and is a predicted model, not a curated record. The transcript has 4 exons. Gene Ontology annotation, biological process: telomere maintenance via telomere lengthening; regulation of DNA-templated transcription.